This is a messenger RNA of Pochonia chlamydosporia 170, 981 nucleotides long. Its product is annotated as NmrA family protein. Bases 1 to 981 code for a protein of 326 amino acids. Lineage: Eukaryota; Fungi; Ascomycota; Sordariomycetes; Hypocreales; Clavicipitaceae. Gene Ontology annotation, molecular function: oxidoreductase activity. The record is from RefSeq and is a predicted model, not a curated record. The transcript has a single exon.
AUGCAACUCUCCGCAGCCAACCUCGCAGCCCUCAACCGCCUCAACCAACCCCAACCCAACAUGACAAGCAUCCUCGUCAUCGGCGCAGGCGAACUCGGCCUCAGCGUCCUCUCAGCCCUCGCCGCCCACCCCAAGCGACAACACGUCAAAGUAUCCGCGCUCGUCAGACAAGCAACCCUCGAUUCUGCAGCGCCCGCCAAAAAACGAACCAUCCAAAAGAUCAAGAGCCUAAACGUGCAUCUCGAAUCCGCAGACGUGGUCCUAGCCAGCGUAGAAGAGCUAGCCGGCAUUUUCACCAACUACCACACUGUGGUGUCAUGUUCGGGGAUGGAGUUGCCGCGCGGGACGCAGAUGAAGAUUGCGGAGGCGGUUUUGCAAGGGAACGUGAGGCGGUAUUUUCCGUGGCAGUACGGCAUGCGGUAUGAUGUUAUUGGGGAGGGGAGCUCGCAGGAUUUAUUUGACGAGCAGCUUGAUGUGCGGAGGCUGUUGAGGGGCCAGAGUGAGACGGAGUGGGUGAUUGUGUCGACGGGGUUGUUUAUGAGUUUUUUGUUUGUGCCGGAGUUUGGGGUCGUUGAUUUGGGGAAGAGGGUUGUUAGGGCGCUGGGAAGUUGGGAUAAUAGGAUUACGGUGACGACACCGCUGGAUAUAGGGAGGGUUACGGCAGAUGUUAUUCUUGAUCCGAGGGGAAUUAGGAAUGAGGUUGUUCUUACGGCGGGGGAUACGAUAUCAUAUGGUGAGCUGGCGGAUUUGCUGGAAUCGCAUUUUGGAACGAAGUUUACGAGGGAACUUUGGGAUUUGGACACGCUGAGGAGGCAGAUGGAUGAGGAUCCGACGGUUAUGGUCAAGUAUAGGGAUACGUUUGCGCAGGGGAGGGGAGUCGCGUGGGAGAAGGGGGAGACGGUGAAUGCUCAGAGGGGAAUGGAGUUGGUGGAUGUGAAGGGGUAUUUGGAGCGGAUGAAGUUUCAGCUUGGUGAGCCGUGA